UGCAAUUGAGAACAAAUUAGAGUAAUCGAUUAGAAUGCGAUGUAUAGUACGUUUUAUUUAGUCGUGCACUUGAUACAUAUCAACUGUUGCGGUUUAAUGAUUAAACUUUAAUCCAAUCGGGUGCUUAAAUGUCGCAUGUCCAGUGACAUCACUAGGGACGUUCAAUAGCUCCCGGUUGGAUGAAACAGUGAACAGCUGAUUUACUUCACAUGAAUGGUUAAAUAAGGCUACACCACUAUAAGUGGCACACUGAAGCAAGGGCAAGGGCCUUGUACUGCACUUUCUACCGGAGUAGUGAACACGUCCCUUCAAUUCGAGUUAGGGCAUGUGCCAGCAUGUGCAAAGGUUCAAAGGCUGGUUGUACGUUACGUUUUGGAAUUUUCCAAUCGCACCCAGCAUCGAUAGCCUCGAAAGGUUGAAGACUUCUCGAUUCAGUAUGAACAGUAUAUCGAUUCUUAACCUCGUCAACGCUCCGACAUCAACAUCUGUAUGAAAGAUACAUAGUUUGACGUGGACGUGAUUGCUUAUUUAGAAGUGUUUGGUUAUUUUUCUCGUUUGCCUUUUCUUCAUUACUAGCAACAAUGUUACAGAGUUUAUUUGAUGAUGUGAAGCGUAUGAAUAAGCGGCAGUUUCUGUACCAAGUACUGAGUUUUGGCAUGAUUGUGUCCUCUGCCUUGAUGAUAUGGAAAGGUCUAAUGGUCGUUACCGAAAGUGAGAGUCCCAUUGUGGUUGUUUUAAGUGGUAGUAUGGAACCAGCUUUCCAUCGGGGUGAUUUACUCUUUCUUACAAAUUACAAAGAUGAACCUGUGCGAGUUGGUGAAAUUGUAGUGUUUAAGGUGGAAGGCAGGGACAUUCCUAUAGUACAUCGCGUCCUUAAAUUGCAUGAGAAAGAAAAUGGCACUGUGAAAUUUCUCACCAAAGGAGACAAUAAUAGUGUUGAUGACAGAGGCCUGUAUGCACCUGGUCAAUUAUGGCUUACUAAAAAGGAUGUUGUGGGGAGAGCAAGAGGAUUUUUACCAUAUGUAGGGAUGGUCACUAUAUACAUGAAUGAAUAUCCAAAGUUCAAGUAUGCAGUUUUGGCAUGUUUAGGACUUUAUGUCUUGGUACAUAGAGAAUAGUAUUUUUAAAAUCAUAACUGAUGUGCACAAGUGGGUUGCAAGAACAAGAAAGUUUAUUUCAUCGUUUGUUCUAAACCCAGAAAUAUUCCCAUGAAGAUCUGGAUUUGUAAAGAAAAAUAACGGUGUAAAUCAGUGGGUUCAUCAGUUUUUAAAGGAACUUGGUGUUAUGCUUUAAAUAAGUGUUCUCACAGAUUAACUUCAAAAAAGGAAAAUCUGAUGGCAAUCUGCUUUUUGGUUCAUGUAAAUAUGUUCAGCGUUUUAUUGUGAAAAUAUCUUGAUACUUCAGGAAACACAACAUAUGUUUGGAUUAAAUACUUCGACAGUUACUGAAAAAUUAUCUACUUAAUUAUCUCAAUUUUAAAAAAGAAAUGCUGUUUCAUUUAUAUUGAAUUACUUCAGCAAAUACAGGUACCUCAAACCAUCACAAUUGUUCACCCUGAAAGGUUGAGAAUCCUUAAACACUCUUUCAAAGUUAAAAGUAUCUACAUCAUUAAAUGGGCAGUCAGGUUGUUAAUGCAUUCUUAACAAUCUAGAAGUUGUAGCAGUAUAAUGUGUACUGCAUUGUUAAAUGAAGGUAGGUUGCUUAAAUCUACUGGCAAGGUGCUAUUUAAGGACACAUACGGUAAGGUGGGUGAUUUGUGAUCCAAAUGGGUUUUAUUUUCAAACAAAUAACAUGACAAAGAAUAGAUGAAUAUUGUAUACAUUUUCUGGGAUUUUUUGUCGCUUCAGGUGAAACUUCUCUAUAAAUUUGUGUUUAAAAGCUAUAGCAAAAUGAGAAAAAGAAAAGAAAAUCUCUGAAAUAUUUUGAACGUACUGUUUGGUGUGUUGGUGGUCAAAACAAAAUUAAGAUAUGCCAGAUUUUAGACCCCACGUUACUUCUUCUCUCCUGUUUUUAUAGAAAAACGUUUUUACAGUAUUCCCCCUAGAAACCCUAAAAGUUUCUACUCCUGCAAUAUGUGAGAAUGAUUUGCUGAACACUAUUAAUAUCAAAAAAGACUAUUGAAUGCAUCAAGCUACCAGUUUAAUUUGGUAAUAAUGUUGAUUUAGAUUGAAUACUUGCUGCUAUGGUUCUGAAUCGUAAACUUUCAUGCGCUAGUGGUGUUUGAGCACUCUUGCCAGCUGUCCCACUUUCUCAAAAAAUAAAUAUAAAACGCUAUUUGUUCCAAAGUAGAAAAAUACAUUUUGUAAUCCGUCUUGUAUUCCACCUUGUUUGAAUGGGAACCUGCAGCCAUGGGAACAGGUAGAUGAAAUGAAUGAAAGGAUUCCUGAGAUCAGUGAUCUUGAGAGGGAGAGGAGGAAGAAUUCACAAAGUUCACUUGGGUCACAUCUGACCCAGAUGUUACUGUUCGAGGGUUAAAACUGUCACUACAGCUAUGAAAAAUAAAUGACAAAUUUACUUGUUUUGCAUCUAUGUGCAGUGGCUUUGUCAUCUAUAAAUUUAUUACAAUAACAUAUCUUUAAAUAAAAAAAAGAAAAUUGUCUAUCACUAUUACUAUUGAUUCAUAUUAGAUGAGUUUAGCCACAGAGGUUUUUAUUUUAUUUUAUUUGGGGGGGGGGGGGACAGACUCAAGUUAUUAAAAUUGUAAGAAAUAAAAACACAGAAUCGCAUGUAGAUCUUAAAGUUUAUAUUUUCCAUUCACCAAAACUUUGUUGUGCUAUAUUUUGAGGACAUGAAUUUUUCCUCAUCUUCAGGAAUUUUGAAUAACAAAAAAUAAUUAAUACAUUAGACUACUAAAUAAAUAAAUAUGUACAUCUGCCAAUGUCAUGCACUACUGUUGAACGUCCAGCAUUGCAAUUCUGAACAUACUUUUCCGGGGACAGAAGUAAAUUUUUUAUUUUUUGUUGUUCAAAAUUACUGAAGAUAAAAAAUUCAUGCCCUUAAAACCUUGCACAAAGUUUUAUUUAAUGAAAAAUAUAAACUUUUAAAUUUAUAAUGUGUUACAGUGUUUUUAAUAACUAGUGUCUUGAAAAUACUGUGGCCAAACUCAACUAAUGUGAAUCAAUAAUAUUUCUCUUUAAUUUUGAAGAACCUGUUAGUAGUUGUAUAUGCGUUCGACAAUUGAUUAUAUUUCAUUUAUUUUUACUUUAUUUUAUAGCUGUCAGUGAUAGUCAUUGUAACUAUGGUAUCAUUCUUAGAGCUCAGUCAAGUGGAAAAGAAGUCUGAAUUGGAAGUUCUCACUUGUAAUUAGUGAGUAACUUCUGUUGAAAACUGCAAAUGAUAAUACAAUAUUGUUUUAAAUUAGGUUGUUACUUUUAAUGAAUGUCAAUCAGAGUAAGAACUACUUUCUUACAGUGUAUUAUUACCAGAAUGCUCAAUUGAGUUAUAAAAUAAUAAUAAUAAUAAAAGAAGCAAAAAAUAAACAGUAAAUUCAGAUGUAAUAAACAAAAAUUUGUGUGUGCAUGUAUGAUGUCUUGAGGUGGCUGAAUUAUUUGGUAUGUUGCAUUCUUAUUGAAUGCAAAUAUAUACUUAAGCUUAUUAUAUUAAUAUAAUGUGAUUAUUUGAUCUUAAGUAUUUAAUAAGCUUAUUUUUGAUCUAAAAUGUCUUUUUUUUUUAUUCAGUUGUUUUGUAAUAAUUGAAAUUGCUAAAUAAUUAUAUCUUACUGUGAUAGUACAUUUGCAAGUUGUGGGUAGUUUGAAAGUGAUUCUUCCACUUGAAGUUAAAAAAAAAUUAUGUUUUCUAAUGAUACGAGGAGAUUUGUCAAUAAGUAUGAGUUGUCUGUGGAAUAUUUAGAAUAUUAAAAUAAUAAUCUAACUUUGAAUGUGAUGAGGAUAACUUCAACAUAUUUGUUCUAAUUGUUUUAAAUUUGUCUGGUAAUAAAUGGAGUUGAAAACCUUUCCAUUGUAUGUAACAUUUCUAUUCAAAAAUUGGUUUCCUCUGAUUGUCAAGUCACAUUGAAGUUAUGACUAAAUAAUUCUUGAUUAACAAAAUGAGGGAAGGAACAGUAAAAAAAUUUUUUAGCAUGGGUCUUGAAACUUUUUGUAAUUAUUUACUGUACAUUGUCAUUCAAUAUGCAACUCUUUACAGCAAAGGGGAUAUGUGGUAAAUAAAAACGUAUUAAUUUAGAACUCCUCACCGUCAAAAGAAUUGGUAAGUAAAUAAAAACGGUCUACCAAGGAAAUGAGUCACGAAGAAUUUGUAAGUCCCACUUCCAAGCUGUUGAAAGCUACUUGAAGCAUUGCCUCAACAAGGGAGUGAUAUAUAAAAAAAAAGUAUAAGUGUGGUAACCUCUUCUCACAUUUGAAUAACUAGUGACGCUGCAACUCUACAUAUAUUCUUGCAUUGUACCUUUUGCAACUUGUCAAAAAUUCAGAGUUGAACGAAAAUCAAACUGCCAAUUUUAGAACCAUAUAUGGAAUUAUCUUAUGAAAAUGGGACUGUUUUG
Molecule: messenger RNA, 4501 nt
Organism: Gryllus bimaculatus (two-spotted cricket)
Lineage: Eukaryota; Metazoa; Arthropoda; Insecta; Orthoptera; Gryllidae
Source: the annotation of a GenBank genome assembly